Hyaloperonospora brassicae is the source of this 1809-nucleotide messenger RNA. The record is from the annotation of a GenBank genome assembly. NCBI's taxonomy places the organism in Eukaryota, Oomycota, Peronosporomycetes, Peronosporales, Peronosporaceae.
AUGGAGUUCCUCGUGCACAACAUCUCGCACUCGGACCUCCUCGUAGAGCUCUCGUGGCUACGCACCGACAGCGCCGACGUCCCCACCAGCAACAGCAGCAACAGCAACAGCAAUAGCAAUCGCCACACGGGUCCCAGCACUCCGUCGUCACCGACCGUCGACGUCGACGGCACGGCCGUUCCCCUCACGAUCUUGGGCCGCCCCAAGUACAGUCUCGUGCAGCCCACGAGUCGGCAGAUCCUCGCGCACCUGCAGCACCACACGGCCGACGCGACGGCGCCGGACGACCGCUGGACCGCCCGCUGCCGCGCGACGCAGCUGCCGAUCGGCUUCAACUUGGCGGCCGCACCCAUUGCGGUCCGCUCGUCGGCGCUGUGGAACGACUUUCAGCUCCGCGGCGAGCGCGCGACGACGUCGCGCGUCGCGCGCUAUUGGGACCGCGUGGCCAUUACGGCCGUCUACUUCCCACUGCUGGCGCUGCUGCUGCCCAAGUGGCGCCACGUGCUCGAGGCGGUCGACGCGACGCGCAGGGCCCAACUCGUCUACUUGAUCAGCGGCGCAGGAAUCCCGCGCGACGUGGGGCCGUUGGCCGAUGUUGGCACGGGCAAUUCGACAGAGGCCACGGGCGCGCUCCUCGCGCUGUUUGGGCGCGCGUUCUAUGGCCACUUGACCGUCGUGCAGCUGCACUCGGGCUCGAACAUCUUUCGCUUCGACGACAAUGUGCAGUUCAUGACGCGCGAGCUGCGGCCGCUGCUCGACGCGCACCGCGAGACGCUCGUGGACCGCUUUGGCGACCAGUGGCAAGCGCAGUUCCACGUGACGAUCGCCUACGCCGACGGACCGCCAGCGCGUCUGAGUGCGCUGAACGCUGCGCUGCGGCUCUACCGCCCGUCGUACCUGCACAUGUGGCAGCUCAAGACGUUUUGGCGCGACGCGCGCCUGUCGCUCGCGGACGUGGACUUUCACGCGUUCGAGCACAUUGAGGCGUCGCCGGUCGUGGCGCUGCGCCACGUCGACGCGCUCACGCAGCGCAUUGUGGCCGAGAUGCAGACGUUCCGCGACCAGUUCCUCGCGGCCGACGUCGUCGGCCAGGGCGAAGUCGCGAGCUUUUGGCUCCGCAAGUCGCGCAAACCCGUGCUGGCCGUGCUGCUCGUGGAGCAGCGGGCGACCGCCGCGGGCGCGCGGCCGACGCUCGUCGUGCAGCGCGGCAUGAACUGCGAAGUGUCGAUGCCCACGGGUUCGCUCUGUGCCGAGCGCAAUGCCAUUGGCAGUGCGCUGGCGAGCGACCCGACGUUGACGCGGCGGGCGCUCAAGAUGAUUGCUGUGCUGGGCCUGACGCUCCGUGGCGACGGUGUGCCGGACGCCCAUCGCAUCAUCACGAACGGAUCGAGUGCAGUAUCCGCUAUUGAGAGCGGAGACGAGAGCGAGGAGCGACUGCAAGGAUUGACGGAGGACAGAGCACUGCUGGCCGCGUCGGGUCGCACGGACGCGACGGGGGACACGUCGAGCGCACAGCGACUGGGCAGCGUAACAAGCGGCGCACGUGAAGGCGGUGGGUCGCGGAAGCACCGGCUCGAGCCGUUGGUAGAUACGGGUGCGAAGCGGCCACGUUGCCGGUCGUUCCCGUGCGACGAGUCGGUCGCGGACGGUCGGACGGAGGACAGUGCGCUGGUCGAUCGGAACCCAUUGGCGCCGUGCGGCGCGUGCAACGAGUGGCUCGUGAAGAUCGCCGAAGCGAACCCGUCGUUCCGCGUGAUUACGUUUGCCAACGCGCGCUGUCAGAGUAUCUAUGUGAAUCAGAUCAUUUGA